Molecule: messenger RNA, 1667 nt
Organism: Lampris incognitus (smalleye Pacific opah)
Lineage: Eukaryota; Metazoa; Chordata; Actinopteri; Lampriformes; Lampridae
Gene: rogdi
Product: rogdi atypical leucine zipper
Exons: 11
Coding region: 49-942 (297 amino acids)
Cellular component (GO): RAVE complex
Source: RefSeq, a predicted model, not a curated record
GCGACACAACACAAACCCAAAGACAUUUUCAUCUUUCUGCCAACGAAAAUGCUCAACCCGCAGAGAUCGCUGUCUGAACUCCCCAAGAUGUCAGCCGCUAAUCAAGUGGAAAGAGCCGUGUUGGAGGAGGAGUUCAACUGGCUCCUUAAAGAAGAGGUACACGCUGUCCUUAAGCAGCUCCAGGACAUCCUCAAGGAGGCAUCCAGACGCUUUUCAAUGCCAAUGCCAGGGCUGGAGAGCCAACUCAAACAGGAGAACUUCAUCCUUGGCAGCUCAACUAUGGACCAAGUGAAAGGGGUGCUGACACUGCAGGGAGAGGCACUGACCCAAGCUGACAUAAACCUGAAAGUUGCCAAAAGUAGCCAAGUGCUGCAUUUUCAGUUCAGGGAUGAUAAGCAAUGGAAACUGCAGCAGAUUCAGGAUGCCAGGAACCAUGUCAACCAGGCCCUGCAUCUGCUGAGCAGCCGGGAUGAGAACUACCACUUUAAGACAGGGGCGGAGGUUAAUAAGCUGAUGGAUGCGGUGAUGCUCCAGCUGACUCGGGCCAGAAACCGCUUGACCACCCCGGCCACCAUGACCCUGCCUGAGCUGGCCACCAGUGGCCUGAUGAAAAUGUUCAGUCCUCCGAUGCCUGGGGAUGUAAUGGUGAAUUUCUACAUCAACCUGAGCAAGUUGUGUCUGACGGUGUAUCAGCUUCAUGUGCUGCAGCCCAACACUACUAAGAAUUUCAAACCAGCUGGAAGCUCAGUGUUACACAACCCUGGGGCAAUGUUUGAGCUCAACAGCAACCGCUUCGAGGUGAGCCAUGUACACAAGGUGGAGUGUGUGGUGCCCUGGCUCAACGACACGCUGGUCUUCUUCACCAUCUCUCUGCAGCUCUGCCAGCAGCUCAAGGACAAAAUAUCUGCGUUCUCCAGUUUCUGGAACUACAGACCUUUCUAAUCAACCUCCAGUCCAAACACACAGAAAGAGACGUCAGGAAUAUCUGAAAGGGUUUUUGUUUUUUUUUUUGCCAUGUGGUUGUUCAACUGAAGUGUUGCAUAACUUGCGUCAAAAUUGAACCAGAACACAAUGGAUGUCAGUAUUUAUCAUUUGUCCCAGAUUUAAUGGGGCCACUCAUGUUAGCUUAACUGUCAUUACUUAGCAUGUUUUUUUUUUUACUUAUUUUAUACAGAAGCACUAAUUCCUCGAAAUAAAGCAUGUUGUGCACAUUUUUUUUUGUAAACACCAUUUGUGUUAUCUGGGGGGAAGGUAUACAGCUAGGUUUCUGAGAAAGCUUUUUUUUCUUCACACCAUACAAUAACAGUAAUGGGUUGCAUUAAUAUAGCGCUUUAUGUAGACACCCAAAGCGCGUCACAUUGUACAGUCACCUUAUUUUUCUUUUUAAUUUCAUUGAUUUAAAAAGCACUGAAGAAUGCAUUGUGCUUUGGACAGUACUUGAUUAUGCCUGAAUAAGCUAAUAGAUUACGUCUUUAUUCAUGUUUGUUUGUCGACAGUGUUUGUCAAUGUGUUUGAUUUAAUGAACCUUUUUGCCACUCGUACCAUCUUGUUCCCUGUGACUUAUGGAGCAAAGUUUAUUCCACUACGUGUUAAAUUAUUUUUGAGAAGCUAUAUAUAUAUAUAUAUCAAAUGAAAUUAUUUAUCUGUUGUAUGCAGAAUAAACUGUU